Molecule: messenger RNA, 1710 nt
Organism: Prunus armeniaca (apricot)
Lineage: Eukaryota; Viridiplantae; Streptophyta; Magnoliopsida; Rosales; Rosaceae
Source: the annotation of a GenBank genome assembly
AUGAAGAUCAGAGGAGUUUGGGCCCACAACUUCCAUCAAGAACUGUCUCAAUUCGACCACUGCCUGCAUCGCUUCCCCGUCAUCUCUUUUGAUACCGAAUUUCCAGGCUUUCUCCGAGACACUCCCCGAGACGCACUCGAAGAUCAACGUUACGAAGAUGUCAAAUUCAAUGUUGAAUCCCUCAAAUUGCUCCAGUUGGGAUUCACUCUGUCCGACGCCCAUGGCAACAUUGGGGGAACUUGGGAAUUCCACUUGUCUGGGUUCAAUGAGAAAUCUGACCCUCAUGUUGUCGCUUCCAUUUCUCUACUCAAAAGGAACGGUCUUGAUUUUGCGAGACUUGGGCAAUUUGGGAUUUCUGUUACGGAGUUUGUGUUCGGGUUUCUGCGUGUCCUUAGAAUCCACAGAGGGUUGCAUGAUUUAACAUGGGUUUGCUUUCAUGGCCUUUAUGACCUGGCCUAUUUGCUCAAGCUCUUGACCCAAAAGCCUCUGCCCGAUUCAGUGGUGAUGUAUGCUAAGGCUCUUGGUGUAGUUUUUGGCACCAUUUAUGAUGUCAAAUUCAUGGCUCGCUACUGCCGGGGAUUCUUUGGCGGUGAAAUUGGAUUGGCAAGGGUGGCCAAGCUUCUUGAUGUGGAGCGUUCCGGUGAAGCUCAUCAAGCGGGUUCUGACAGUUUGUUGACUGCUGCUGUGUUCUCCAAGAUGAACGCAACGUUUAGGUCUGUGGCUGGGAUGUCUCAAGGCUGCUUGUAUGGAAUUAGCCCAACAAUCGUGCGAUAUUGGCAGCCCGCUCCUGUGAUCCUCCGUCGCCCUUGCUUUCCUGUUGCAGCACCUCAUGUCUACGGUGCUCGUCUCAUUCAUAGUCCUAUUCUUCCCACUUAUGCUGCAAACUCAAUGGUGUUGCUUACAAGUUCAAAGCUUUCUGCACUAAGAGCAGUAAGAAGUGUCUUGAUUGUAUACACAGAUGAUGUUCUGGCAGCUCAAUCUUAUGUUUCUUCUCUCGGCAGUGGAGAAAUGCUUAUUACUAAUGGAUUUCUCUCAUCUCUGAGACUCUUGUUUGCUACUUGGACGGUAGUCAUUACAGAUAUGGUUCAGUCUUUACGAGACAGUUCUGCUUGUUCUGAUGUUGUGGAGAAUACCUCAGGCUCAGCAGAGAAACUUCUCUUACUGAUCUUUAAAGAAACUGAGCACACUCUCAUUCUGAUGUGCAUGCUAGCAAAACAUUGGAAUUCAUGGGUUAAGGCCAUGAAAGAAAUGGACUCCCAGCUAAGAGAGAAAAGUAUCCAUCUUUUGGCCUUUAUCAGACGGGGAACUCAACACCUUGGAGAAUCUUCUAGUCUUAAUGCUCCUCUUGUAUGUCCUCCUAUCCUUAAAGAGGAAUUCAAUGGCUGCAAGAAACCAUUGUUUGUCGACAGUAGAAGCGGAUGGUUUGCCCUUUCACCAUUCAGUUGUGUGUCAAAAUCAAAAUUCUCUGCCGUCUCUACCACAACUGCGCUGGCUAUUAAAACUCAAUCAACUGAAAAUAGUGUGUCUCAGUCAUACUUAUCCGACACUAUUGUCCUUCAGAUCUACAGAAUUACUUUUCUUCUUUUGAAGUUCCUCUGUUUACAAGCUGAGGGUGCUGCUAGAAGGGCAGAGGAGGUGGGGUUUGUUGAUCUUGACCAUUUUACUGAGCUUCCAAUGCCUGAAAUCUUACAUGGCUUACAGAUAAGAUGA